Molecule: messenger RNA, 300 nt
Organism: Symbiodinium sp. CCMP2456
Lineage: Eukaryota; Dinophyceae; Suessiales; Symbiodiniaceae
Source: the annotation of a GenBank genome assembly
AUGGGUUGUACCGCCAGCACCGUCGUGGAAGGCGCCCAGAAGUCAGUCUUUCAGCAUGAAGACGGAGUUACCUAUCCCGAAGUGCGCUUCAGUGAGCGGAGCCACAGCUUUGACUCCAUGGACGACCUGACCAAUCCCUACACAGCUGACCACGCAAGUGCACCGGCCAAAGGCACGCACACAAAAUGGGUGAAGCAGCUGGAGAAGGUCUUGGAUGAGAUCAAGGACCACCCCAAAGCACUCCAGACUGUAGUCGCACAUAAACGCUCCAUCAUGGAUCGGCGAAGUGCUUGUCAUUGA